Messenger RNA from Dromiciops gliroides (monito del monte), 750 nucleotides. RefSeq names its product artemin (gene ARTN). The coding region runs from base 79 to 750 and encodes 223 amino acids. Lineage: Eukaryota; Metazoa; Chordata; Mammalia; Microbiotheria; Microbiotheriidae. Gene Ontology annotation, molecular function: glial cell-derived neurotrophic factor receptor binding; receptor tyrosine kinase binding; growth factor activity. The record is from RefSeq and is a predicted model, not a curated record. The transcript is spliced from 3 exons.
CUGGUUGGGGGUGCUGGCAGCCAGAGGGAGGGGCAGAAAAGGAGGGCUUCAGAAGCCAGCGGCCUCCCAAAGACUGAGAUGGUGUGGGGAAGGAAGACCCCCAGAGACCUUCCCAACAGACUGGUGCCCCUGUAUCAGCCCCCAGCCCCAGGGGCCCUCCUCAUGCUCAUGCUCAUGCUGAUGCUGCCCCCAGCCCUCUGCAGCCCUGGCCCCAGGGUGCCCCUCAUUGGAACCCUUAGACCUGGAGCCCAGGUGCUGCCUGAGGCAAUCCCAGGCACCCCCAAGCCCCUAAGAGGAGGUCGAGGGCCAAAGCCAGUGCUGUCACCUCUGCUCCAGGCCCAGGCCGGGUCCCAGACUGGGUCCCAGGGCAAACUGGGCCAACGGGAAAGCACCCGAGGCCAGAGUCUGAGCAAGGGCCACAGGAGGGCCAAGCCAGAUUGCCACCUGCGCACAGAACUGGUGAAGGUGCACGAGCUGGGUCUGGGCCAUGACUCUGACGAGCUGAUCCGAUUCCAGUACUGUAGCGGCUCCUGCCCAAAGGUCCGCUCCACCCAUGACAUAAGCUUGGCCCACCUGCUGCGCACUGGCCGGCUCCGCCUCCCUGCCCAGCCUGGCAGAGGCUCCGGCCGCGUGCUCACCCACCCCUGCUGCCGGCCCACAGCCUACAAAGCCGUCUCCUUCAUGGACGUCAGCAACACCUGGCGCACGGUGGACAGCCUCUCUGCUGCCGCUUGUGGGUGCCUAGGCUGA